Molecule: messenger RNA, 532 nt
Organism: Prorocentrum cordatum
Lineage: Eukaryota; Dinophyceae; Prorocentrales; Prorocentraceae
Source: the annotation of a GenBank genome assembly
CGGGAAUCGGGGUGUGCUGCCGAUUUCUGACGAGCCCGCCCUGGAUUCUGACUGUCCAGUGUCCGCGGGAUGCUUGAAGCUCCCUGACAGCUCCGCCAGGCCGUGGCAUUCUCCGAGGCGGACCGAUCUGGGAUGGUCCUGGGGCCAGUAGCCGGGCGAAGCCCGGACCUCAGGGUCCGAGUCUCGCGCUCCGCGCGGCGCGACGGGCGCACGGCGGGAGAGUUCGCGCGCGGCCCGGCCCCCCUGGGCGGCCCAGCGGCCACGCCCCGGCGUUGCUGCGACACGCAGGGCGGCGCCAUGCCCGAGGGGGACGGCGCGUGCUGGGACCGGCUGCGCUCCUUCGAGCGGUGCUGCCGGCCGGGGGUGCACGAGCCGGCCUGCUGGGACGCGGCGCGGUCGAACGUGAGCCUGGCGCGGCCCGCCCUGCCCGCGGCGGUCUUCGAAGGCCCGGAGGUCCCGAGGCGGUCGGGGAGGCGGCGCCUCGUCGUCCCCGUGCCCGUGCCCGAUCUCGGCCCGCCUCCGGUCGGCGGCG